AUGGCCAGAGUGACGGUGAACCUCCGUGCCGUGACCUCCUGGGUGGGCAUCGCCCGGCUCUUUGCUGUCGUGCUGUCCUGCAUUGCCUUCAGCUUGGUGGCCUCCACCCGGGACUUCUGGGGUCCCUAUGGGACGUGGUGUAUGUUCACCUGGUGCUUCUGCUUCACCGUGACGCUGCUGGUGCUGUUUCUGGAGCUGCUGGAGCUCUACCCCAAGCUGCCCUUCUCCUGGGAUGACUUCACCUCGGCUUUCUCCAUGUUGGCAGCAUUGAUGGUUUUCACCACCUCAGCGGUCUUCCCUGCCACCUUCAUCAGCAGCCCCUGCAGCGGCAGCAAGUGUGCCCGCCAGGCCGUGGCCACCACCGUCUCCUGCCUCUGCUUCCUUGCCUACGCCCUUGAGGUGGGGCUCACCCGUGCCAAGCCGGGGGACAUCAGCAGCUUCCUCUCCACUGUACCUGGGCUCCUCAAGGUGUUUGAAGCCUAUGUGGCCUGUCUCAUCUUCUGCUUGCUGGAUACCUUCAGUUCAGAAGCUGGCCUGCAGUGGUGCGUGGCCGUCUACUCCAUCUGCUUCAUCAUCACCCUCCUCAUCAUCAUCUUCACCAUCGGCCGGUGCCUCAGCUACAUGCCCUGCCCGCUGGAAAAGGUGCUGGUGGGGUACAACGCCCUGGCCCUGGUGAUGUACCUCACCGCCACCGUCCUCUGGCCCCUCUACAGCUUCAGAGGGCAGAGCCGUCCUGCAUCCUGCGGCAGGGGCUGCAGGUGGGACAAGAACCUGGGGAUCACCUUCCUCACCAUCUUCAACCUCAUUGCCUACUUGGUGGACCUGGUCUACUCCACCAGGAUGGUUUUCAUCAGGGCACCUCCCUAAGGGCUCGGGGAGGUCUCGGUGGGGAGAGGGGUGGUGGGACGUGGCCGGGUGCCAGUGCGGGGUUCUUGGUGGAGCUGAGGAAGAGGCUGGGUGCCUUGGAAAGCUCCUUCUCCCCGUGCUGGAGCAGAGAGCCAUGGGGUGCUCCCGGGGGUGCCUGAGUGGGGGGGCUGUGGAGCUGGGUUGUGGGGAGCAGGGUGUUCCUGAAACCCUGGAGCUGGGGGUGGGGUUGGGAUUAAAUUGGGUCAUUUUUCACU
Columba livia (rock pigeon) is the source of this 1121-nucleotide messenger RNA. RefSeq names its product myeloid associated differentiation marker (gene MYADM). The transcript has a single exon. Gene Ontology annotation, cellular component: membrane. NCBI's taxonomy places the organism in Eukaryota, Metazoa, Chordata, Aves, Columbiformes, Columbidae. The record is from RefSeq and is a predicted model, not a curated record. Bases 1 to 867 code for a protein of 288 amino acids.